GCAUGUUUUCUACGCAUGCGCAGUGCUCGCAGGAAUAUGUUCUCUCUUCACUGGACAAAAACGAAUGAAUGAGUCUUCAGCGUUUCCUUUCAUUUUAAUGAGUAAUUUACGGGUUUUAUACGCGUUAUAAGUGUCAGUUUGUGCUUUUUAUGGCAAGGUUUAUCGAGGCGACGGUAAAUUCUAUUUCUGUUUGCCGUUAUUAAGUCGCUCAGCCAAUGAAAACAGGCCACGGUUAGUUUGUGUAGCAUUUAGCACAAUAAUACACGCAUUAUGGAUUAUCAGGAAAAAGCCAAUUCUGUUGCUGAUCGUCUUUUAAGUUACAGGAAAGACGAAUCCGGCUGGAAAAUCUGUAAAAAAACGAAUGAUGUCGUGGUCUAUUGGCGACCUUCAUCUGAAUUCCCUGGAAAUUUAUAUAAGGGAGACGGAAUAGUCAACGGCAGUCCACAGAAAGUGUGGGAGUGUUUGAAACCAGUUCCAAAUGGGCUUCGUCUUAAAUGGGACAACAAUGUGAAGAAGUUUGAGCUGCUGGAGCAGGUUUCUACAGACAUCACAGUAUGCAGAACCGUCACUCCCUCUGCUGCUAUGGGUGUUAUAUCACCACGAGACUUUGUAGAUGUUAUUUUAGUCAAGCAAUAUGAAGACGGCACGAUUACAUCAAAUGCGACUCAUGUGAGCCAUCCUGCUUGUCCUCCUCAGCCUCGCUACAUACGGGGCUUUAAUCAUCCAUGCGGCUGCAUCUGUGUGCCUGUGCCUGGGGAAGCAGGUAAAACCCAGCUCAUCAGCUUCUUCCAGACUGAUCUUGGAGGUCUGCUUCCUCGUUCCGUCGUUGAUUCAUUCUUCCCUGGCAGUAUGACUGAGUUUUACACGAACCUCACUAAAGCCGUAAAAUCUCUCAAAUAGCACUAAAGGCACUUUUCCUGGGAUUUUUUGAUCCUCGAUGUGUUUCCCAGUGAGCACCAUCUGACCAUUAUUGAUUUUGACUUCAAAUUGAAGUCAGCGCUGGCCCAGGCCUUGAUCUGACCUCUGAAAUAUAUGUCCUGUUUAGUCCAUUUUAAAUCUGAACUCUUGCAUGUGUGACCAAAAGAGCUGUAUUUUCUAAAAUCAUUCAUUUGAGAUGAAAUUCGAACAACUUGAAAAAAAAGGAAAAUUCUCACUGGGUUCACGUUUAUUUUUAUUUUAUUUUUAUUUUAUUUUUUUACUGAGAAUCUAAUAUCAUUUUAGAAGGUGCAGAAGAGAAAAGAAACAGCUGCUAAGAAACUACAGCAAAAUCACACACACAAUCGUGACCUUUACUGACUAUACAAUGCGGUACUGUACUAUCUGGAACUAUUUAGAACUGGGAAAAAUAAACUAAGCAAUGUACAGGCUAAGCAGGUGAACAGGAGGCACCACGUUAUAUAUUCCAAAUCAUUUUCUUACAUUUUUAUGCAAAUACUUAAAAAAAAAAAAAACAUUUAAUAAGGGAAGUGAUCACAUUUUUCCCCCCAGUGUUUCAAAAAUAGCUUAGAUUUGGUAAUGUAUACUUUGCACAACUGUCUAUCUAGCCAGUAUUAAUUUUUUUUUAAAGCCUCAUAAUUUAUACCUAUAAUGAUAAUCAAUGUUUUAGAAAAUAAGUAACUUCUCUAACUUCUAACAAUUUCUCAUUAAAACCCCACAGUGCCACAGUUUCCCCACAUUACUGUAGUCAGAGUUGUUUUACUCAAGCGGUACUUAUUUUUAUUCCACUUGCUUGUAACGCUCAAGUGAGAAACAUUUUUAGUCGUCUUUUAUUCUAAAGGUCAGAGCAAUUCCAGGUUUGUUUUCAUAUUGGGGCUGCGUGCAAUGCAGCUGUGGUGGAGGAAAUGAAGCAAAUUCCAACAUGAGCAUAAGUGUCUUAAAAAUCCCACUUUACAUGCAAACUGGGAUUGUGGGUAGUAAUAGAAUUGCACACAUGGCACGAGCUAAAGGAGCUAAGCAAUGUGGUUCACUGGCUAUAAAUGACUUUAUAUCAUAUUAUAUAUAAAUAGUGUGAGUAGCGUGUUCACACUAAAAAAAGAACUGCAUUUAAAGCACUCCGAUGAUGCUCUUAUUCAAAUCAAGAACAUUUGUCCUAGCUUUGCUAACAUAGUAGACGGGUGAGGCUAAAAGGCACUGAUGCUGGAUGGGAAAACUUUUUCAAGAGCCAGCAACAUCUCACAAACGACUUUUAAUGUUUCUCACAUUGUGUGAUUUAUUUAAAAAAUCCACGUUUUCUGCUAAAGCGCUAUACUUCUGGUUAAUUAAAAAUUAGCUCCCGUUUUAGACAUUAAUACAAAUGUUUGUAGGUGCUACAUCAAAGGUGAUGACGGGAACUAACUUGUUUCGCACACAUUCCCUAACCUUAUCCUGAUAAGUAGUAUGACAUUAGAGAAAUGAAGCCUUUGUGAGCCUUAUCUCACAUCACAUCAUCACAUUCAUUAACUAUUUUCAUAUAACAGAACAUCUUUUAACGAACAUCUUUUAUUUCUUAGGUAUAAUUAGGCAAAGGUCCCGAUCACAACAUAUGUAAGAAAAGCCAGUUUUUUUUAUGCGAGUUUCUUUUCUAUUCUGUACUUUUAAAACCAACAUUUGGGAAUACAUUAAAGGAAAAGUCUCGGUAUUUAAUACGGAUACAUCAGUUUGAUACCGAAUAUCGAUGUCAGACUGAAGAUGUCCUGACUCAUUGGACUGGUUUGAAACAUUCCAGAAACGUGUGACGUCACCUGGCACAACACAAAUCUUGCACAUGUCCAUGCCUGAGAAAUUUUGCAUUGCUUAACAACAGAAGCUCACAGAGUUAAUAUGAUUACUGUGAGGAUGACACUCGUCAUGAGGUUUUCAUCAUUAGCUGACAGAACUUGAAGCUAACAGGGUGUCGUAACAGCUAAACUUUUUAAACCACUUAUUGUACAUAGUCAAUAGAGGAGCAGUAUCGGAUAGCAGCUCCGAUACUGUUAUCAUGUGUUAUCUUACAAUGGGAUGUGUGAAUCCCUGGUACAAAACCAAUUUUUACUUCUACAGAGAAAAUAGUGCAAUAUGACCAUUUUUAUGCAAUGACCCCAAGUGUGUUUCGGUAGGCUGGAUUCAGGCACCAGACAUUUUCGGAAACUUAAAAAAAAAUCGGUUGCUUCCGAUUUCAGUUGUUAAGUGCAUUUUUAUUUUACUAAUUAUUAGCAUUCUAGGUAUUAGAGAUUAUUUAUGUGAUCUUUGGAAUUCCUUUUUUUUAACAUAAACUGUUUGACCAUUUAAUGUUACUUAUAAUAAUGAGGGAAUUAUCUGUGAAAUCUAGCAGAUUAAGUGUCCGCUUGCUAUAAAUGACCUUUGUCAUGCUUAGUGGCCACACUGAUGGACUGUCAAUUUAAGGUUGUGUUUAGGAAUAUAUUAGGUCUUGAUCAAGUCCACAACACUCUCAAGUAAUGGGGACUUGAUCAAGACCUAAUAUUUUCCUAAAAACAUGUAUAUUUUGUACAUGUUCUGUUUAAGAGUUGUGAUCAUCAUCCUGUAAUAUCACUUUUUUUUAUUCAUUUAUUUUAUUUAUUUUAUUUUUAUUUUAUUUUUUUUAUUUUUUUUAACACCAAACAGCCAUUAACAUAGCAUUAACAUAACCACUGACAAGAGAUGUGAAUAACACAGAUCAUGUCAUUUUAAUGGCACCUGUAGGGGUCGGAUAUAUUAGGCAGCAAGUGAAUAGUCAGUUCUCGAAGUUUAUUUAUAUUUAGUGUUGGAAAAAUAAAUCUGAGAGACUUUCUCAAGGACCAAAUUAUGAUGGAUAGCCGACUGGGACGGAGCAUCUCCUAAACAGCAGGUCUUGUGGGUUAUUCCCUGUAGCAAUGGUUAGUACCUACCAAAGUCUUCUAAGGAAGGAUAACCAGUAGACCAGCAAAAGAGUCAUUGGAAUCUAAGGCUCAUUGUUCCAAUCCCAAAGAAGAGCUUCUGUUAAUGCUAGCCAUGAUAAAAAGAUGUCAGAAUACACAGUGCAUCCAGCUUGCAACAAAUGAAUCUGAUCCAUCGAGGUGCUACCUCACAAUUUACAGGACUGAAAGAAUCUGCUGCUAACAUCUACCACAGCACAUCUUCAUAGGUCUUGUGGAGACCAUGCCUCGACGGCUCAGAGAUAUUUUGGUUGCGCAAAGGGGAACUGCACAAUAUUAGGCAGGUGGUUAUAAUGUUAUUGCUGAUCCAUGUAUAUACACACUGGAUAAUGUUGCACACAUCUAUAAUAGCUGAUGUUGCGUAAAACUUGAAUCCAGCCAACGUCUGAAGUCCAGCAUAGCUUGGUUAGCUCUAGAGAACACCAACCUGUGCUCGACUCCAAACAUAAAGUUACACAAAUGGGGUCAAUAUGGCUACUAGUUCAUUUUUAGAGAACACACACUGAACACCAUAGUCUGUAUUUAAAAACCUCAUUUUCAUUUAGUACUGGCAAAUUCCUGCAUUUCAAUUACUUUUAUAUUACUUGUGAACUGAUUACCUCAAUUUUCAAUCUUGUCUGACAUUCCUUUUCCCUGGCUUUAAUGCUAGUUGUACCCCGUAUGUGCCUGCAGUCUUUUUGGUGUCUGCAUGCCUAGUCAUAUUGUAGGAGUGGAAAGAAAAUGACAUGCAGAUGAGUUACAGCUGAAACAAUUUAUGUAGAUGUUACUGGCUUUAUUUGAAUUUUGUAAGAAUGGAAAUCUUGAACAGAGAUAAUAAAGGGAGGACUAAUCUGAUUCCCAAACAUUAAACUGUAAAGAUCGAAGGAAAAAUACACAGUAGUCAGGACUUUCACUGUGAUGUUUACAUACUGCUGGAAAGCUUGAAACUUGAUGGAAAGUUGCACAAAAGGAUUAAAUGCUGUUUGGGGAUGUAAUCUGCCGCAAAGUGUGUGUGUGUGUGUGUGUGUGUGUGUGUGUGUGUGUGUGUGUGUGUGUGUGUGUGUGUGUGUGUGUGUGUGUGUGUGUGUGUGUGUGUGUGUGUGUGUGUGUGUGUGUGUGUGUGUGUGUUUCAGUCUCGUGUCUUUACUGUUCCAUUCAAAAAGCAUGACUGUGUGUUGUUCAGUGAAGUUGAUUAUCCUGAAUGCAUGUCUAUUGGUUAGAAACAUGUUUGUUGGUAAUUUGAACAAGGCAUUAGCUCCAGUGCCUGAAUUGUUUAGGAUUAUAUGUAUUUUACAUUUUUGUUAAAAAUAGAGCAAUUGAAUUUUUUUUCUGAACAUGUGAAAAUAAUAUUUUAAAAUAUAUGAAUGAAUAAAGUUAUGUUUAGUACGUUGA
This is a messenger RNA of Tachysurus fulvidraco (yellow catfish), 5240 nucleotides long. It is a transcript of the gene stard5, whose product is annotated as StAR-related lipid transfer (START) domain containing 5. Lineage: Eukaryota; Metazoa; Chordata; Actinopteri; Siluriformes; Bagridae. Gene Ontology annotation, molecular function: lipid binding. The transcript has 6 exons. The record is from RefSeq and is a predicted model, not a curated record. Bases 271 to 900 code for a protein of 209 amino acids.